Ilex paraguariensis (yerba mate) is the source of this 1813-nucleotide messenger RNA. NCBI's taxonomy places the organism in Eukaryota, Viridiplantae, Streptophyta, Magnoliopsida, Aquifoliales, Aquifoliaceae. The record is from the annotation of a GenBank genome assembly.
CGAUUCGGCAACAGCGGUACCACUCUCUCUCUCUCUCUCUCUCUCUCCUUCGAUUUCCUUUGCUGUAGAGGGAACAUUCUCUUUCUCUUUCAGUGGGAAUGAAAUCAAUCAAUGAAGAGAGAGAACUUUGAAGAGGAAGAAGAAGUAGAGAGAUGGGAGUUCUUUUCCAUCUUUUGGGUUGAAAUUCGAUUAUCAAGGGCAGCAACUCUUGAUGAAUAACUUUAUCCACGAUUCUAUAUAUAUAUAUAUAUAUAUAUAUAUAUAUAUAUCUGUUGAUCAUCUGCGAAGUAGGGUUUUGUUGGGGUUAAUUGUUCUUGUUUGCCCAUUUCAGAGUCGAUCUAAUUUCUUUUGGCAGGUGCAGAAACUGAAUCAGAACGUCGUCGUAUUACGGAGGCUGCAUUUACACAACCAUAGAGAGAGAGCCAUGUCGUUUAUGAGAGGUGAUUUGCUUACGAGAACGAGAAAGCUCGUGAAGGGUUUAGCAAAGUCCGAGCCUGUUUGGCUCAAAGCUAUGGAACAGGCUCCACCGGUGUCAUUUCCUCGUGCGGAGAACAAAAUUAAGCCAAUUAGUCUUCCUGAGGAUGUUUAUAUAAAGAAGUUCUUUCAGAAGCAUCCGGAUUCUAAGCAUGAAGAUGCUAUCAAGAUUUCCGGAUUUGAUCCCCCUCCAGCCCGUAUGUUUGGUUGGCGAGUGCUGGAGUUAAAGGAGCAGGGAGUGAGUGAGGAGGCGGCUAUGGCUGUUGCUGAUAUGGAGUAUUGGGCUGAGAGAAAAGCCAAAAAGAAGGCAUAUGUUCGGUUGAAGCAAAUUGCACGGCUUCAAGGAAAGAAACCCCCUCCAAAUCCAUAUCCUAGUGCCAUCAAAGAGAUACAGGCUGAAGAGAGGAAGUUUGUUCGUGAUCGUUUCUACGAUCCCAAGAUACUCAAAAUUGUACAGAAGAUGAAAGAAGAGAAGGCAGCUGAGAUACAAGAUAGAAUGAGGGGUGGUUCCUGGUAAAAUGGCUUGCCAUUUUGAACCUAGUGUCAUUUUUGCUCUUUGAACUCAAAUUUCUAGUAAUGGUUUUAGUCAAUUGACCAUUGGAUAUCUUCAACAUGGAUUUUUUUUUGAGGAAAUUUUCAAUGCAAGGCUCAGAUCAGGUGACUAGAAAUGAAGUAUAUGCCAACUAUUCUGAAUAAAUCAUGUUUACUAGUUUUACUGAUUUAGACUCGAGUAUAUUUUUUGUUUUUCUUUUGUACUAAAUUGUGUUUUCAUAUACCCCUCGUUCUUAGGUAAUGUCUAGAAUUAUAUUUGAAAUAGUAUCUUGGUCUAAUGAUAAAUUGGAGACAUUGUGGAGCAGAGAAAGGGUUAAACCCCAUCACAUCAUUUAUCAAGCGGAAGAUUGUACUUUUUUGGAAAUGCUUUUGAAGUUUGGCAGGUAACUUUGAUGUUGCAAAGCUGCCCGAUACUACAUAGUAGUAUCGUCGGAGAACAGUUGGGUGAUUUUUUCCCCAGCUACAGAGACUUUUUGACAACUGCUUCCUUCUGAAAUGGAACCCUGGAGUCAAGAUACAGCAUUGUAUCUUCGUUGUGUGGAAAGAAUGUCUGUUCGAAAAAAAAGCAGAAAGAAAGAUCCGAUCACCCCAUCUACUGUGAUCGAUAAAAGCUGCUCCCAAGCAAUUUGACAGUUUAAUUUCUGCGUUGGUGGAUUCUCUGAAUGCUUACUCGAAGGAUGAGAAACCUUGUGACUUCUUACCAAUUAGAUUGUUCAACGUUUUAAAGACAUGCUAGUAAGAAUUAUGCAUGUUCUGUUUCAUAUGAAUCAUUUUUCGGGUCAAAUCU